This is a messenger RNA of Iphiclides podalirius (scarce swallowtail), 897 nucleotides long. NCBI's taxonomy places the organism in Eukaryota, Metazoa, Arthropoda, Insecta, Lepidoptera, Papilionidae. The record is from the annotation of a GenBank genome assembly.
AUGGCUACUUUUUCAAGACUACAUAAAAUCGCUCUCUUAAGUUUAGGCGCCGUAGGUGGUAGUUUAGCGUAUUAUACAAUAGGCAAAUCUGAAAAGAAAUUUGAUGUGCAAAACUCUUGGACUGUAAACUAUACUCCGAGUGUGAAAUGGGAAAAAAAUUGGGACCGUCGCGAACCUCAGUCCAUUGUUAAACCGGCAUCCCCGAGUAAACCAGAGGAUGAGAACCGAUAUAAUGAACAGAUUGAGAAGGCGAAAAGCAAAGCCGUCAGACAUUUGUUCCUCAUCAGACAUGGGCAAUACAAUCUCGAAGGAGCUACAGAUAAGGAAAGGGUCCUAACAGAGCUAGGUAGAAUUCAAGCAGAUCUGACUGGUAAGAGACUUGCCAGCUUAGACAUUGAAUGGGAUUUAUUAGUACGAUCCACAAUGACUCGAGCACAAGAGACUGCAUGUUUAAUAGCAAAGCAUCUACCUAAUGAUUUAGAAGUAAAAGAUUGUCAACUUAUUGAAGAAGGCGCACCCAUACCACCUGAACCCCCAGUAGGACAUUGGUCACCAGAACCCAAACAGUUCUUCCAGGAUGGGGCGCGGAUAGAAGCUGCCUUCCGACGCUACUUCUACAGAGCACCACCUGAACAGACUAAGGACUCCUACACAAUUCUCGUGUGUCAUGCAAACGUCAUACGGUUCUUUGUUUGCAAGGCUCUACAGUUCCCGCCCGAGGGUUGGCUGCGUAUAUCGCUCAACCACGGCUCCAUAACGUGGGUCUCAAUUCUGCCGAACGGGAACGUAGUUUUGCGAGCGCUGAGCGACACCGGCCACAUGGAGCCGAAACACAUCACCAGCCGCCGACCCCAAAAGACCUCCAAACGUCGUAAGAAUGAAAAAGCUCAACAGAGC